AUGGAGAAACGGCAAAGGUUUCUCCCCGUUUCCUUCUUCCUCUUCAGCACUCUCGUCGUGUUGUUCGCCUGUCCGGCGAUCGGAGCAGCCGACGACCACCACCCCGUAAUUCCGACCACGGCGAGGACAAAGCGGGACGCGCGUGAACAUCACCGCCACAACGGCCGCGUGAAGCUGUUCGUUUUCGGGGACUCCUACUUGGACACGGGCAACUUCGAGCCCAACAACGGCUCCUGGCUGCCGCCUUUCGGCCGCACUUUCCCCGGCGUCCCCAGCGGCCGCUUCUCCGACGGCCGCGUCCUCACCGAUUACAUUGCUGACUUCCUGGGGAUAAGGACGCCGAUUGCUUACCAACAAAUAAGAGCGGGGGACGACGGCGGCGAGCAGCUGAAAUCCGGCGUGAAUUUCGCCUACGGCGGCACCGGCGUCGUCAGCGCGAUCAGCAAGGGCCCCGUACUCGGCGACCAGAUCAGCCAGCUCGGACAGAUGAUACGACACCGUUUCUACAAUCAGACGGACCUCAACAACUCAGUCGCACUAGUUGCCGCCUCCGGCAACGAUUACAAUGCAAUAUAUGACGAUGCAUGCAUUCCCAUGCAGAACGUAACGGCUCUGACGAGGAAGUUGAUAAAGCAGCAGAAGACCGACCUCCGGCGAAUCCACGACGAGCUCGGCAUCCCGAAAAUCGCCGUCCUACUCAUGGAGCCCGCCGGCUGCUUGCCACACAGCGCCGGCCCGUCCGCCAUGCACAGCUCCAAGUGCAACGAAGCCCACAACGCCAUCGUCAGCAACCACAACCAGCUCCUGAAGCAAGCUGUCCACGACCUGAACAACAACAAGAAGAAUGGUGGCACUUUCGUAAUUUUGGAUCUCUACCAGGCCUUCUCCAAUGCGCUCGAGGAGCACAAGUAUCAUACGGGGAGCUUGAGGUACAAGAACCCGCUGAAGCCGUGCGUGACGCUGGCGCGGGGGAAAUGGCCGUGCGGUUUGGGGAAUGAUAAUGGCGGCGGAGUUAGGGUUUGUAAGCACCCGGAGCUGGCGUUCUUUUGGGAUUGUAAUCAUCCGAGUCAGAACGGGUGGAAUGAGGUUUAUUUGGCUUUACAACAUUCCCUCUACCAGCUCUAUGAUGCUUGA
Messenger RNA from Linum tenue, 1134 nucleotides. Lineage: Eukaryota; Viridiplantae; Streptophyta; Magnoliopsida; Malpighiales; Linaceae. The record is from the annotation of a GenBank genome assembly.